UAUGGCGUCGUGUAACUGAAUACAAAAACACAACAAAUAGUAAACAGAAAAAUUAUAAAUCAUAAUUAUAUAGUUUUUAUUAAGUUUUCAUUACCAUAAAAAUAUUGAUAAUGACGACUCAUAAAUCAGUUCAUCAGCCUAUCCGGCUAUCAGAAUAUAUGAAUGUUUCUAAAAGUUCUGAUAAAAAAUUACACAAGCCAAGGAUGGAGCCUGUACGGAUCAAAGAUUUAUUAUUAUCUUCCUCUAAAGCAUGUUCAUCAAGUGUUGAUCGUCCAUCAAGGAGAACAAAAUUAUUUGCUAUUCCAAAAAAAACAGUUCGACGUGCUCUUUAUGAAAAAUCACCUUCUCCUGCAAAAAGUUCAUCAUCACAAUCAUCUAUUGAAACUAAAAAUUCAGUAUCUAUUUCUAAAAUUAAUACAUCGAAUAAAAAGAAUACAAGAACAUUGCCUCAAGCUAAGACAAGACAAAGUAUGUUACCACAGCCAAAUUUUAUAGUUAAAAAGCAUAAGCAAAAAGUUCUUGAUGAUAGUAUACCAGCAAUACCUACUGUUGUUGAAGAACGCUUGUCAGAAGUAAUUAAUUUAUCGCCACCACAACUUCAUGAAAGAGCAACUGUUAUUAAAAGUAUUUAUUCAAAAAGUUCUACUAUAGAAAAAAAUAAAACUAUAAAUGAUUGUGAGAUUGUCAGAGUUGAGAAUGAUAAUGAUAAUAAUAUUGAGAAUAGAUUAAUUGAUGAUCUUGAAGCUUCAAUCGUUGACAAGGAAAAUAUUCCACCUGAUAAUAUUAUUAUUCAACCUUUAAUGAAUAAUAGAAGUCCAAAAUUAAAUGAUUUCAAUGAAAAAAACAACUUGGAUUCAUUUGAAAAUAAUAGACUUGAAAAAAUAGAACAUGAUUUACAAAUAGUUAAAGAUGAUUUGCGAAUAGUUAAAGAACAACAAUCUUUAUUGAUUGAAUUUGUACAAAAAAUUUUUAAGACAUUAUCAAUUACCUGUGAUGAAUCCCAAAAAAAAAUGGACGAACCAACAAACAUUUCUUACAUACCUUCAUCUCCACAAAUUCCAUUAAUUACUGUUACUUCUACACUUUCUCAAAUUAAAGAAAACAAUAACAAUAAUGAUGACAAGAAUACAUUAAAUGAAAAAAAACGAAGAAAAUCUUUAACAAGCACUGAAGAACGCCGACGGUCUGCUCGAAUCGCUGCCAAAUUAACACCGAGGAAAAGUGAUAGUUUUAUUUCACUUGAAAAUGAAUUGAAUAUUGUACAUUCAACUUCGAAAACAUCUUCAGCAUCUGCAACACCAAAAAAUGAACAAUUUAUUUUUAAAUCAAAAAGUGCACGACCACUCCGUGAAUAUAUGGCAAUGAAAGCUAGUAUGACAUUUUUAGAGACCCCAGAUGCUACUGGAUUUCGACGUAAUAUAAAUUUUGGAGAUGACACACCUGCAAGAAAUAAAAGUCUAAGGCGAUCUAUAUCAAGCAAAAUUUUUAAUGAAUUACAAGAUUUAUAUAAUGACUCUGAAGAAGCUGAAACUUCUACGGAUCAAUAAACUUCUUCUCUUUGCAACUUAUUUUUGAUAAAAAAACAUAAAUAUCUCAGUGAAAAUAUUGUAGAUCAAUUAUCAGGAAUAUAUUAUUUUUUAAAAUUAAUCAUUUUGUACUAGUAUAAUUUAAUAUAUAAUUCAAAACAUUUUUAAAAAAGUUUUUGAUAUAACGUAUUAUUUUU
This is a messenger RNA of Microplitis demolitor, 1723 nucleotides long. RefSeq lists its product as uncharacterized. Lineage: Eukaryota; Metazoa; Arthropoda; Insecta; Hymenoptera; Braconidae. The coding region runs from base 111 to 1547 and encodes 478 amino acids. The transcript is spliced from 4 exons. The record is from RefSeq and is a predicted model, not a curated record.